Messenger RNA from Hypoxylon fragiforme, 2989 nucleotides. RefSeq lists its product as uncharacterized. Bases 652 to 2682 code for a protein of 676 amino acids. Lineage: Eukaryota; Fungi; Ascomycota; Sordariomycetes; Xylariales; Hypoxylaceae. Gene Ontology annotation, cellular component: membrane. Gene Ontology annotation, molecular function: sucrose:proton symporter activity. The record is from RefSeq and is a predicted model, not a curated record. The transcript is spliced from 2 exons.
GUAGACUUUGGACCCGGAAAUCGGAAGCUGCUAUUUCUUCUUAUGCCCUUUACGUCGCCAAGUGCCUGAUGUCAUCGCUUCCCGUCCUGUCACAAUAUUCCCAGCCUCGGCAUUCCGACUUGUCAAAGAAGGUCAUGGGCAAUUAUGCGGUGUCUCAGGAACCUAUUAAGUGUUGAUAGUAUUUUGUAUAAUAUCUCUUGUUAGAACCAUUUUUGAACCAAUUACUACAUGCCACCAUUCAAACAUUUUGGUCGAAUCUCGUGCUGCCGCCUCGAGUCCUGACCGCGUGACGACCAAUAUUGGGGGGUCACGACCUUAUGUACCUGCCUACUUACCAGGUACCAACUACCUAGACUUGCCGAAUCCCUUCUACAUACAUACAUACAUAAUACCUAUACCUACACCAUUUACUAUAUUGUAUACAAGUUGUAUACAUAGGUAAUUUAUAACUUCUCUUUGACGUGCUUAACUAAGUCAGCAGCAUACUUGCGCAAAUCCAUCGAAAAUUGUCGAAAAUAAUAACCACUACCUCCUCCCCCCAUUCUUGGACUCUCUCUCCUCCACUAUAGUCAACAAACUCCCACUUCCAUCGUCCGAUUUUAUAUUAUUCGAAACUAGUUGCGGAUCGCGGAAGCGGUUCCAUUCAAUCGAAUGACCUCGUCACUGUUGAGCUCCACGUCCGCGGACCCCGAAUCUUCCUCAAGCCGCCAAUAUGAUUCAUCCCUGAAACCCGAUAAUUAUGCUGACCCAGCCUGGUCAGAAAGUACGAUACGAGUCAACACUGGAGAAGCUCCAGAGUCAGAUAGGCUCAAUGAACACUCUCCUCUUCUCUCUCCCAGCAGGGCUGGGGGUGAUUCUUUUGACCGAGAACACGCGCAACAAACCGAACAAGAUCAAUUUCAACAAACCAAAAGCAUAUGGUACCUUUUACUCUUGACCAUCAGUAUUGGAGGAUUGCAAGUUGCCUGGGCCGUGGAACUUUCCAAUGGCACGCCCUACCUACUGUCACUCGGCCUCAGCAAGUCGUUUAUGGCUUUGGUGUGGGUUGCUGGUCCCAUCACCGGCACCCUAGUUCAGCCGUACAUCGGCAUGCUUAGUGAUAAUUGCAGGUUGCCUUGGGGGAAACGCAAACCAUUCAUGAUUGGAGGUGCUAUUUCUACCGUGUUGUCCCUAAUGUUUCUCGCCUGGAUUCGAGAAAUCGUCGGGGGCAUACUAGCAUUAUUUGGAGCAGAUCCCGAAUCUCAUGGAGUAAAGGUGACGAUCAUUGUUACGGCUGUCAUCUGGAUCUAUGUCCUUGAUGUUGCCGUUAACACGGUUCAGGCAUCCAUUCGAGCUUUUAUUGUUGACUGUGCGCCAUCUCAUCAACAAGAAGCUGCCAACUCAAUGGCUAGCAGGCUAGUUGGUGUUGGCAACAUUAUUGGAUACAUCGCCGGUGGUAUUAAUCUACCGAGAUACUUCUGGUGGUUCGGAAGCUCUCAGUUUAAGGAUCUCUGCGCCAUCGCGAGCAUUGCGCUCCUCUCCACAAUCUUUUUGAGUACGACCUUAAUUCGUGAACGAAACCCUCGACUCGAAGGACGUCCUGCCGAGAAAGUUGGCUUAGUUUCCUUCUUUGUCAGGAUUUUUGCCUCUAUUAAGAAGCUUCCUCCCCAGGUUUCCAAAGUUUGUGGCGUCCAGAUAGCGGCAUGGAUCGGCUUCUUUCCAAUGCUUUUCUACACAUCAUCCUACAUCGGGGAGAUCUACGUCGAGCCCUUUUUGGAAGAGAACCCUCACAUGACUCCAGAAGAGCUGGACGAGCUUUACGAGAGGGCUACCCGGGUUGGUACUUUCGCCUUAUUAAUUUUCGCCAUUACCAGCUUAGCAACCAAUGUACUACUCCCUUUCUUCAUCGACCCAACUUAUGAUAACAAUCCCGUUGUCGGCAGCAAGGCCCCUGGCGAAGCACCUGGAGUCCUCGGGGGGUCGUUAUCCGAUGGUAAAAGUUUUCUGGCUCGCUUGGUCAUUCCUGGGUUCACACUGCGGAGAGCUUGGCUAUUAUCCGAAAUUCUGUUCGCCGGAGCCAUGUUUUGUACAGUGCUUGUCCGAAGCGUUGAAGCAGCAACUUUCCUCAUCGGCCUCAUCGGUAUCACGUGGGCUUUGGCACUUUGGGCGCCGUGGGCUAUCAUUAGUGCGGAAAUAAGUCGCCGUGACAUUCUUUACCGAGCCCGGAAGCAGCAGAUGCGGUCGCUCGCACAAGGUGAACAACUGGAUAUCGAUAGUCCUACUGACGGGCUUCUCGAUCAAGAGUCCCGCUUGCAAGCUGAUGAGGAUGAGCCAGAUCAAGCCGGUGUCAUUCUCGGAAUUCACAAUAUGGCUAUUGCAUCGCCACAAUUUAUCGCUACCCUUGGUUCCAGUGUCAUCUUCCGCUUCUUCCAAAAGCCCAGAGGUGUCCCUGGCGAUCAUAGUAUGGCUAUCGUCUUAGCCUGUGGUGGCUUCUUCGCGCUCAUAGCCGCCUAUCUUAUCCACAGAAUCAACGAUGACAUGUCAUUACCAGAGGCCGCACUCUUCGCCGCGGAACAGGGUGACCCAGAGGAGUCUCGGCCGAGCACAUCACAUAGUAAGAAAAGUUUUGACCAACCGAGAGCUAGCUUAGAUCGAGCAAAUGGGGCUAGAAGCAGCAGUUUCGGCGCCGGAUUAGAAUACUGAGGAUCCUUUAGGUGGCUUAUGUCCACAAAUUACCAUAGACAAUACCCAUCGACCAGUUCGUUCAGAUUAUGAUAUACCCCCCUGUUAUUCAUCGUCCAUUCAACACCUUGUAACUCAUAGGAAGCAAUGUACGGUAUUUUUCAUCAGUUUUUGGGUUUUCGGUUCGUUUCUGAGGGUUCGGGAUGAUCUAGAUUCAGAUUGCCUACAUCAGGACUAACAAAUGUUGUUUAUGUGUGGAAUGAUAUAUGUAUCUGUGAUUUAGCGCACGAGGUUAUUUUUAAUAUAUUAAUAUACCUGUGUAUCUGUA